GUCGUGGGGUAGAUGCUCCCAGAAUAAUACAGGGUUGCGGAACCGGCAACUCCAGGUUAUACACCCAAUUAUGACUCUGUGAACAGGGAAAGUUCUACUUGCAAUACGCCGACAGCCGCUACAAACGACUGGAAAACAACAUCAGAUGAAUGAUUAAAGCAUACAGUUCGUCUAUUCUACGGGCAUCUUAUGCGAGUCAUCAAUACUGGAUAUCAACCAUCAUGCAACCCAGCAAUAUGGCCGGCUGCCUCAGAAUCCGCACAGGGAAUUUACUUCAUUCAACACCCUUGAUAUAUUCAUGCCGUGGUAUUUCACUUCAUUGUGCCCAUCGACCAGAAACUUUAAAGCGAAGUCUCUAGAUGAAUAUUUUAUCAAAGUCGAGAGCGGCGUUUUCGGUGCGAAACAAGACACGGCGGACGAUGACCCAUCUGGCAGUUCACGAGAUUCCAUCGAAGAACAUUCCCAACAUGAUAAACCCAUGGAAAGCCCACACCAGAGGGCGCCAGUCGCCGAGAUGGGAUCAUUCGACUUGGAUAUAAGAAAGAAGUUCGUCACGAUGGGAACCCUGGAACCUACUUUGCCGAUGAUUCCAGAUCAGAAUGAGCCUGUUUGGGUUACCAACGACAACUUUAGACCUUCGGGCCAUUCCAAACGACCUGCAAAUGACGUCAGAUCCUCGAAUGAGCCCAAGAAAUGGAGUAGAAUCUCGAAGAAUAAUGAAAGCCUCGACACCACUCUCCCGAUUAGGAUGGAAGAUACUAGACCUGGGGAAUUUGCUUUCAGGUAUGAAGGAUAUACAGGCGUAUACUUUCUUCGCUGCAAUCUGCAGAAAUGCAAAGACGUGGAGGGAGAUGUCGUCUACUUCACCGAACAUCCCUUCCGGAGAUUCGACGAAAGGGCGGGGAAGCACUUUAUGAACGGCCAUAACGUGACGACCAAAGACGAAAUUUUCAGGAGGUUUGCACACAGAGUUGUGGGUACCUCUAAGCAAGGUCAGUUAAACCGCCACGGAGAUGAACUAUUUUCGUUGCUUACGCAAGUCUGUGUGGAAAUUCAGAAGCGCUAA
Pseudomassariella vexata is the source of this 1066-nucleotide messenger RNA. RefSeq lists its product as uncharacterized. The record is from RefSeq and is a predicted model, not a curated record. The transcript is spliced from 4 exons. Lineage: Eukaryota; Fungi; Ascomycota; Sordariomycetes; Amphisphaeriales; Pseudomassariaceae. Bases 299 to 1066 code for a protein of 255 amino acids.